AUGAGUAUGCGUGUGGCGUGGGCCAGGUGGUACUGGAUCGUUAUAUUCACGACGUGCGCCGCGAGGACCGCCAGCGACUGGCUCGACUGCGCCCACAUAUCCACAUGCAAGUGCAAAUGGUCCUCCGGCAAGAAGACAGCUACGUGUGCCUCCGGUGACCUACGCCGCCCACCAGCUCUGUCAUCCGACAUACAAGUCCUUGACCUCCAUGAUAAUCCACUCCGAAACCUGCCACAAGAAGUAUUCGCAACCAUUGGCCUCUUAAACUUACAACGACUAAAUCUCCGAGCGACAAGCCUCAGGUCAAUACAUCCUGACGCAUUCUUAGAAUUAAAAAUUUUAAUAGAGGUCGACUUAGGAGACAACGAUUUAUCCCACCUUCCAAGGGAUAUAUUUAGAGGCAACGAAAGAUUAAGACAAGUUGUACUUAGUAGCAACCCUUUGACCACCCUUAUAGCGGAUCAGUUCCCACCUUUACCGCAUUUGCGAAUACUUUUGUUAGACGGAUGCAGAUUAAGGUCGAUACAUACAAAUGCUUUGAGGAAUUUAAAGUCUUUAGAAAACAUCGAUUUGCGUAGGAAUCAGCUUACGUUCCUUCGUUUGAUCACAUUUUCUCUACCUGCAUUGAAGACGGUAUCUUUGUCCGGUAAUCCUUGGAAAUGUGACUGUAGGCUUAGAGAAUUUAAGGACUGGUUUCUAGAGAGUAAAUUGGGUACUGAAGAUUUGCUUUGCGUGGAACCUUCGACGCAAGCUGGAAACAAGUGGCGUCACGUCGCUAGUGAGAGUAUGUCGUGUCCGCCUGAAAUUAAAUCAAGUACACUUGUCGUUAGAGCUGAUAUAGGAUUACCUACGACAUUCGGUUGUUGGGUCCACGGAGUGCCAAAACCAAAAGUAACGUGGUUAUUUGACGGUGUUGACGUUCACAAUAGCACGGUAGAAUGUGACAUGGAAGAAACAGAAACAAGUGUCGAAGAUGACACAGAGGAUAGAGUGCCAGGAAGUGUUCGAUGGGUCAAUGUGACCCUUUUAAAUGUGACAUCAAGUGCGGCCGGAGAGUGGACGUGCGUAGCGAAAAGUAUGGCGGGUGAGGCGAGGGCUAUAAUAAGUCUCGUUUUACCAAGGUCUCAAACGGCAACGGCUCGCACUGCACCUGGGAUUCCACAUUUAUUAGGUGUUGUAUUUGGCGCGCUGGGUAUACUAGCGACUCUGGGAUUCAUUGCAGCAGUAGCUUGUUGGCAUCUCAGACGACGAACGGUUCCACCGAGCAGAAGUUUUACUGAUCAAGAAAAACGACUAAUAGAUGCAUCUGUUGUCGUAAGUUGUGAUCGAUCUAUUGGCGACAUGGCCUCACCGUGUGAUUUUGAAAUGACAGAACGAAUGUCAGAUGAGCCUCCUAGAGGAUGCGGUUUUGAUCCUGUUCAUAUAACUAUAGAAGGGACACCGGGUGCAUUUCCACCACCACCUGCAGAAUUUGCGGUUCCAGUUCCGUAUGGUAAUAUUUUCAUAUCUGUUCAAGUAGCUGGUCGAGGAGAGCCUGCGAAAUACCCAGACUUGUUGAGUGGUGGCGCAACAUUACCUCGACGAAAUAGAACUUGUUGUGCAGCUCCAGCAUAUGACAACAUGGGUCCUAGAGUUACAGCUACAGGCAGUUCCACGUGGUCCUUGCCAGGAGCAGCACGGAGAACGUAG
Spodoptera littoralis (African cotton leafworm) is the source of this 1689-nucleotide messenger RNA. NCBI's taxonomy places the organism in Eukaryota, Metazoa, Arthropoda, Insecta, Lepidoptera, Noctuidae. The record is from the annotation of a GenBank genome assembly.